Messenger RNA from Lipotes vexillifer (Yangtze River dolphin), 1509 nucleotides. It is a transcript of the gene MFSD12, whose product is annotated as major facilitator superfamily domain containing 12. Lineage: Eukaryota; Metazoa; Chordata; Mammalia; Artiodactyla; Lipotidae. Gene Ontology annotation, molecular function: symporter activity. Gene Ontology annotation, biological process: pigment metabolic process involved in pigmentation; carbohydrate transport; regulation of melanin biosynthetic process. The record is from RefSeq and is a predicted model, not a curated record. Gene Ontology annotation, cellular component: plasma membrane.
GGCGUCGCCAUGGGCCCGGGGCCCCCGGCGGCCGGAGCGGGGGCGCCCCCGCGGCCGCUGUCCCUCGUUGCGCGGCUGAGCUACGCCGUGGGCCACUUCCUCAACGACCUCUGCGCGUCUAUGUGGUUCACCUACCUGCUGCUCUACCUGCACUCGGUGCGCGCCUACAGCUCGCGCGGCGCCGGCCUGCUACUGCUGCUCGGUCAGGUGGCCGACGGGCUGUGCACGCCCCUCGUGGGCUUCGAGGCUGACCGCGCCGCAGGCCGCUGCGCCAGCUUCGGCCCGCGCAAGGCCUGGCACCUGGUCGGCACUAUCUGCGUUCUGCUGUCCUUCCCCUUCAUCUUCAGCCCCUGCCUGGGCUGCAAGGCCACCACGCCUGAGUGGGUUGCCCUCCUCUACUACGGGCCCUUCAUCGUGAUCUUCCAGUUCGGCUGGGCUGCUACACAGAUUGCCCACCUCAGCCUCAUCCCGGAGCUCGUCACCAACGACCAUGAGAAGGUGGAGCUCACGGCUCUCAGGUACGCCUUCACCGUGGUGGCCAGCAUCACCGUCUAUGGGGCUGCCUGGCUUCUGCUCCACCUGCAGGGCUCUCCCCACAUGGGGUCCACCCAGGAUGUCUAUGACCAGCUGGGGGUCCAAGAUGUGCCGGUGUUCCGGAAUCUCUCACUGUUGGUGGUGGGCGUUGGAGCUGUCUUCUCACUGCUGUUCCAGCUGGGCACCAGGGAGGGGCGCCGGCGGCAGGUGGAGGAGCCAGAUGAACACAGCCCCCUGUUGGCCCCUGCUACUGCCCGGCCCUUGCUGCUCUGGAAACACUGGCUUCGGGAGCCGGCCUUUUAUCAGGUGGGCUUGCUGUACAUGAGCACAAGGCUCAUUGUGAACCUGUCCCAGACAUACAUGGCCACGUACCUCACCUACUCCCUCAACCUGCCUAAGAAGUUCAUCGCCACCAUCCCGCUGGUGAUGUACCUCAGUGGCUUCCUCUCCUCCUUCCUCCUGAAGCCCGUCAACAAGCGCAUUGGGAGGAAUAUGACCUACUUUGUGGGCCUCCUGGUGAUCCUGGCCUUCGCAGCCUGGGUGGCACUGGCAGAUGAGCUGGGUGUGGCUGUGUAUGUGGUGGCUGUGCUGCUGGGCAUGGGCUGUGCCACCAUCCUCGUCACCUCGCUGGCCAUGACGGCUGACCUCAUCGGCCCCCAUACGCACAGCGGAGCCUUUGUGUAUGGCGCCAUGAGCUUCUUGGACAAGGUGGCCAAUGGGCUGGCAGUCAUGGCCAUCCAGAGCCUGCACCCCUGCUCCUCAGAGCUCUGCUGCAAAGCCUGCGUGGCCUUCUACCACUGGGUGAUGGUGGCCGUGACGGGUGGCGUGGGCGUGGCCGCCACCCUGGCUCUGUGCUGUCUUCUGGUUUGGCCCGUCCGCCUUCGGAGCUGUGAGUUGCAGGCCCCGCCACCCCACAAAAGCCCCAAACCAGCUAUGGGUGUAGGUCUGGGCCAGGACAGGCCCCGCCCUCCCUAA